Molecule: messenger RNA, 2022 nt
Organism: Symbiodinium sp. CCMP2592
Lineage: Eukaryota; Dinophyceae; Suessiales; Symbiodiniaceae
Source: the annotation of a GenBank genome assembly
AUGCCGAUGCUGUGCCGUGCCUUCUUGGGUGCGCGUGAUGAGCAUGCCUCAAAGACUGUGCCCGCAGUUCUCGUGCGCCUCGGGCCGGUGGUGGGAGAAGGCCUGGACAGCAGAGUCCGCCGCCUCGAGGGCUAUUUCUACGGCCGCCGUGGUGUCGUGAAAGUACAGAGGAAGCAUGGGUCAGGAAAGGCGGAGGAGAAAGCCAUGCGCCGAAUGGUAGAUGAUGUGACCCUGCUUUGCAGCCUCCAGCAUCCAAACAUCAUGAGCGUUGUGCCUCUGACCUUGGCGACUGGAUCAGGAGACCCGCGCCCUGGGUAUUUCAUGGAGGAAGGCGUGUCUGCAUCUGCCUUUGCGGACCGUCUGGCAGAGACGCUUGGUACAGCCGAAGCUUCCACAUCAGCAAAACUGGGCCUGCGGAUCCUUGAGCUGCUCGUGCCCGCCCUGGCCUACUUGAAGCAAAGAAAAGUUGUCCAUGCUGACGUCAAGCCUGGUAACAUGAUCGUGUUCCCGGACCGCACUUCCCAACAGUGGUGGUUGCCAGCAAGGCGCUGGUCGCCAGAAGCGUGCAGCGUGCAGCUCACCGACUUCGGCAUGGCAGGCAAGUUUGGAGCUUGGUCUGACAAAGGAGGUACGCCAGAGUAUCAAUAUCCGAUGUUCCAGCAUUCGUUCCACAGGCCAGUCUUGCUUGACUUCGAGUUUGACACGUGGGCGCUUGGUAUUAGCGCAAUCGAGCUUUGUGGCGAAGAGCUCGAGAAGGAGCGUGCCGAGGUAUUGCGAUGGCUCCUGGUUAAACUCUGCAGUGCCCCGUUGAUCGAGCAGGUGAUUUGGAGGGAGGUCUUUCUUCCCGGCUUUGACAAGCUGCCCGAGUCUUCCUGCAUGCGGCUCGUGGCGUCGAUGAUGGCGACGGACCGGACGGAUCUCCAGAAGUAUGGCUCCUUGCUCAGGGCUCUUCGUGGCCUGGAUCGGCCCAUUCUAGGUUGGCUUUUGGCUGAGGUCGAGACUGUUGAGUUCUUGGUCUUGGUUGAGGAGCACAGGCUUGAGAUACCGCUGAGCUGCAGGAUGCUGCUCACGCCUAUCGAGGAACGACUGACGUUCCUACUAGACACCUGGUGUUCAGGCACUGGAGUCUUCAUACACGAAGGCAGAACGUAUUCGCACCACAACCUGCAUGAGCUGCUGCAGGUCGCAGAGGGAAAGGUGUCCGUUGCGUUGACGUUGUGGCAUGGGGGCACAGAUGCCAAGCUUAUCUCCGCACGGGGGCAGGGGCGCCAGAGAUUUCGGACCGUGGCGCGCAGGCGGAGUGGACGUCAAGAAGUCAAGGACAAAGCGUGCAACCUUUCAGACUCAGACAUCAUGCCGCUGCCGCUGCAUGAGAGAUUCAGCUCGCGGCGGCGCCGUGCGCUUGGGUUGGAACAAUCCUUUGACGUGCGUAUGCCUGUGUGGGUUUUCCCAGAUGCACGGGGCCCCCAGGGACUUCAGCCUAUCGCGUCGAUGCGAGAUGUCACGCAGGAGUUGUGCCAUGCAGCGAGUCCAAGGUUUCAGGGAACCACCUUGCAGGGCUUCCCAUCCAGCCCAACGUUGCCCUUUCCUGUGCGACCUGACUCGCACGAGGAGGUUACAAACAGCCAUGUGCCUUGCCUCCUCCCUUCAAGCCUGCCGCCCCCGAUGGAGCCGCACAUCAGCAGCGCAGCAAGUGAGCCUGCAGGAAGCGAAUCGCUUGGAGCACUCACGGUGCAUCUCCACUUCCGGGAAAUUGGAACCUUCCGAAGCUCCUUCAGCGUGCGAUCUUUGAGCUGGGAGAGCCUGGACUGUUGGAUCCAGGCCAUGGCCAGCGAAUGCAACUGGAGCAACUUCUCCUUGACGUUCGUGAAAUCCGAGCCGGAAGGGCACGUGCCGAUUCCGGCAGGCGUCACUUUUGACGAAGGCUGCAUGCGGACAUUGCUCUUUGCAGGAUCGCAGCCGCAGCUGUGGCGUAUCCAAGCCGAGCCAGCGAAGCUGGGAUGUUUCGGUUGUCGAGAUUGA